Adelges cooleyi (spruce gall adelgid) is the source of this 3802-nucleotide messenger RNA. Its product is annotated as tyrosine-protein phosphatase 99A-like. Gene Ontology annotation, biological process: protein dephosphorylation. Gene Ontology annotation, molecular function: protein tyrosine phosphatase activity; protein binding. The record is from RefSeq and is a predicted model, not a curated record. The coding region runs from base 486 to 3335 and encodes 949 amino acids. Lineage: Eukaryota; Metazoa; Arthropoda; Insecta; Hemiptera; Adelgidae. The transcript is spliced from 14 exons.
UCCCAUCCCGUCAACCCGUCGGCCGUCACCCGUUGCCCGACAAACGAAUCGCUUACAAUAAUAUUACCAUAAGAUUAUGCGGUUCGCGUUCGCUCCGCCGCAAUAAACGCCGCCGCCGUUUUAUUAUCCGUUUGGCCGGUAGUAACGAGAGCAGCCGCAGCCGCAGCCGUAGUAGUAGUAGUAACUGUAGAGUAACAGCAGCAACUGCAGUCGUAGUAGUCGGUAUAGUAAAAACAACACCAAAACGAUCAUAAUUCAGUCGUACGGGAAACGCCGGAGGUUGGACGUCCUCGCGGGCUUCGGUGCGCCAGCAAUGACGAUCGCGCAUUUGGCACGACCACCGACCGCCAGCCGCAGUUGUCCGAUCAAGAUCAGUAGCUCAAAGCUCGCGGGCGGCGACGUCCGCCAGUUGUAAACAGCAGCUAUUGAUAAGCAACAAAACCACCCCCACGAAUUGGAUUCCUCACCACCACCUAGUCUGGGAAAUGUGGAUGGCAACAUGGUGUUUGGGUUUCACACUGUUCUCGUCAUUAACCGCUGGUCCGGCGUACGCCGUCGCAAACGCAGUGCCGACCACCAGCUCCGAGCAACCCGUUGUACAUGUGAGUAAACCUCAAAACUUAACUGUGGUUAACGUCACAAGUCGAUCAAUUCAAAUUGCUUGGGAAGCACCAAAAGAUGGUGCAGACACGGUGACUGGCUACAGUUUGUAUUAUACACACGACAACAACACAUACACAAAAAAAUUGCAGAACGUACACCAGCACACAAUUAUAGAUCUCAAACCCUACACCAAGUACACCAUUUACGUUCUAGCUGUUGGAGAAAAAAAAAGAGAAGGGGAUGUAUCGGACACUAUAAGUCAAUAUACCGAUGUCGAUGGACCGGGACCACCAGUUAUUAUGAACGCCACUUGUGUGCCUGGGACUAGUGGAACAUCAAUUUUCUUGCAGUGGACUCAACCAGAACAUUUUUAUAAGUCUGUUGAUGAAUAUGUCAUAUCUAUUUUAAAAAAGGCAAGCGUGUUCAUAACAAUAAAUGUUCCAAUACAUAAAGACGGUCAAAACUUAAGUUAUGUUGUACAAAAUUUAACAGAAGAUAAUGAGUAUGAAUUAACAGUGAUGGGCGCAACAAAUAGUUCUUUGACAAAAGAUGUAAUAAUGAAAGGACAACCGUCGGAAUCACGUACUGUCUUUUUACAUAGGAAUUGUGACCACAAUAGUUGGAAAAAUAAUGCAUCAAUCGAAAACACAAAAUCAAUUUUGAUUGGUCUGUGUUGUGUGUUUGUUUUGUUGUUUGUUAUCGCGGCUAUAUUAUUAUGGCAUAGAUGCCAUACUGUGUGUAGGGUAUACUUUCAUGCUGCGUACUAUUAUCUGGAAGAUCCGCCGUGCUUAUCUCAUACCAUACCGACUUUGCCGAACUCCGACUGGUGGAAACAUAAAGAAGAAUCUCAUGUUGUCACUGUGGAUGCAUUUGAAAGGCAUGUGUCCAGUUUACAUGCUGAUGGUGAUAUCGGUUUUAGCAAGGAAUAUGAAAUCAUACAAGAAGAAUCGAUAAAUUGUGAUUUUUCAACCGACGCAUCACAACUACCGGAGAAUAAAUCAAAAAACCGAUAUCUUAACAUAGUUCCUUAUGACCACAGUAGAGUUAAACUUGUUAUUAACAAUAUGCCGGGAAGCAGUCAUUCUGAUUACAUCAAUGCAAAUUAUAUUGAUGGUUUUGAAAAAGCUAAUGCUUACAUUGGAACGCAGGGACCAUUGCCGUCGACCAUUACUGAUUUCUGGCAGAUGAUUUGGGAACAACAUGUUUAUGUCAUUGUUAUGAUUACAAAUUUAGUAGAACGAGGCCGGAGGAAAUGCGAUUUAUACUGGCCAAACGAAAGUGUUGAAAUUUAUGGUUUCAUUCAAGUGAAGUUGUUAAAAGAAGAACUGAUGGCCAUGUAUACUGUUCGUACAUUUCAAGUACAUCACAUGAGAAGUAAAAAGAAAAAAAAUGCAUUAUCUGGUAGAACUAUAUAUCAGUACCAUUAUACCAACUGGCCCGAUCACGGUACACCCGAUCAUCCUCUACCGAUUCUGAGUUUUAUAAAUAAAUCAUCCGGAGCUAAUCCUCCUGAGGCCGGACCCAUUGUUGUCCAUUGCAGUGCUGGCGUCGGCAGAACGGGUACUUAUAUUGUACUAGAUACAAUGUUAAAACAAAUCCGAAGUGAAAAAGAAGUGAACAUAUUCGAUUUCCUAAAGCACAUCAGACAACAAAGAAAUUUUCUAGUUCAAACUGAAGAACAGUAUAUAUUCAUUCACGAUGCUUUAUUGGAAGCAAUCAAUUGUAUGCACGCUAGUAUUAACGAGAAAACUCUCGCCAGUUAUCUUCAAACUGAUAUUAAGGAUAGUAAGAUAGCAUCAUUUACGUCCGAUUUUGACAAACAUUAUAAGAUGAUCACGUCUUUUGUUCCGCAAGAGUAUUUGUUAUUAUCGGCAAACAAGGUUUUCAACCGAGUGAAAAAUAGAUCUCAAGAAUUUGUUCCUGUUGAAAACUCUCGUGUCCAUUUAACGCCAAAACCCGGUGUAGAAGGAAGCGAUUACAUUAACGCUUCAUGGAUCAUUGGCUUUAAACGGUUGGGAGAAUUCAUUGUUACACAACAUCCACUUAAAAAUACAAUUUUAGAUUUUUGGCAAAUGCUAUGGGAUCACAACGCGCAAACUGUGGUUAUUUUAACUGACAUGAACGAAGAAGACUCGGAAUCACUCGUUACAUUUUGGCCGGUUGAUUCGAGUACUACCUUGGACAGUGACAAUUUCAAAGUUAAAAGUGUCCAAGAAGAUAAAAUCGGCAAUGAAUACGAAACCCGAGACCUGGUGAUUCAGUCAGUACAAGACGAUUUUAUGCUCCCUGUUCGGUUGAUUCAUAGCAAAUACUCGAUUAGGGAAUUAUCUUCAUUGAUCAAACUACUAGAAAUCGUACAGAUGUGGCAUUUAGAGUAUCAGAACGGCCCUAUAGUUGUCGUGGACAAGUUCGGAGGAACGGAAGCUGCGAUUUUCUGCUGUUUGACAACACUCGGGAAACAAUUACAGCACGAAAACUUAGCCGAUGUCACUUUGUACGCUAAACUUUACCACAAUCAAAGGCCAGGAAUAUGGAAAAAUAUUGAAAAUUAUUUAUUGCUGUAUCGUGCUUUGGAACUUAUGUCCGGUGGAAGUUGUUUCUCUGUGUUGCCGUCGAGUUCGUUCAGUAGUGUAAAUAACGUGGUAAAUAAUAGCCAUAAUUCACUUAAUCUACCAAAUGGAAAUGCUCUCUCACCAAAUAAACAAAAUGGAGUAUUAAUUGUACAGUCUUAAUGCUUAAAUAUGUGUAUGUAGUUAGGAAGUAACGGUCUAUUCAUUUGUUAUUAUUGGAUCUUGGUUAAUUUUCUACUAGCCUGUCGUGUUAAAUUUACCUCGUGUAUUAUCAUGUAAAUUUCGAUUAAUUUUUUUGUUGAAAAUUUUCCUUUUUUGAACCCAAUUUACCAUUUAUUGGUUGUUGUCUCUAACGUUAGAACCCUUUUGAAACUAAUAUUUUGCAGAUUUCACCAACAUAAAUUUUCAUCUUUAUAAUUGACAGUUAUUAAUUUAAUUUUUUUUUUUUUUUUGGUUUUUCGUUAGUGCAAUAUUUCUGUUUGUAAAAUAUUAUUAAAAAGUGACUAUAUUUUUCUUCCGUGAAAUUCAUACUUUUUUAUAUGCAUGUACACUACUUACUUGCGUAAAACCCUAGUUAAUUUAUAUAAUUGUAUUUAAUGUCUAUAUACAUCAAAUAAUCAACACUUGUU